Molecule: messenger RNA, 296 nt
Organism: Saccoglossus kowalevskii
Lineage: Eukaryota; Metazoa; Hemichordata; Enteropneusta; Harrimaniidae
Biological process (GO): proteolysis
Molecular function (GO): serine-type endopeptidase activity
Source: RefSeq, a predicted model, not a curated record
UAUGUAUGCCUUCAGCUGAGACAGCUGAAAAUAUGUUGCAAGCUGGUAAAGCAGGUAUGGUGAUAGGAUGGGGCAAAACUGAGGAGGAAUUUGAGGGCCAACCAAAUUUACUACGAGAGGUUCGGCUGACUGUACGAGACCACAAUAACUGCGGUGAAGACCAUUCGAAUACUGUGACUAACAACAUGUUCUGCGCAGGUCCACCACCAGGUCAAGAAGGAAGAGAUGCAUGUCAAGGAGACAGUGGAGGGCCAUAUAUGAAAAAGGUAGGAUUGCUAUGUUUAUUCAAAUUGUGA